CAUCAUGGUGCUGGACCUGGACCUGUUCCGCGCCGACAAGGGCGGAGACCCCGCCAUGGUGCGGGAAAUGCAGCGCAAACGCUUCAAGGACCCGGCGCUGGUGGACGCGCUGGUGCGGGCCGACGGCGCCUGGCGGAGGUGCAGGUUUCGUGCUGAUAACUUGAACAAGCUGAAGAACCUGUGCAGCAGAACGAUCGGAGACAAGAUGAAGAAAAAAGAGCCAGUGGGGACGGACGAGUCUGUACCGGAGAGUGCACAGAACCUCGACGAGCUCACGGCGGACAUCCUGGGGGCUCUGCAGGUAUCCCAGAUCAAGAAAGUCCGUCUCCUCAUCGACGAAGCCAUCCUCAAGUGCGACGCCGAGCGCCUGAGGCUGGAGGCAGAACGUUUCGAGAGCCUGCGGGAGAUCGGGAACCUCCUCCACCCCUCGGUACCCAUCAGCAACGACGAGGACGUGGACAACAAGGUGGAGCGGGUCUGGGGCGACUGCAGCUGCAGGAAGAAGUAUUCCCACGUGGACCUGGUGGUGAUGGUGGACGGUUACGAGGGAGAGAAGGGGGCCGUCGUCGCGGGCAGCCGGGGCUACUUCCUUAAGGGUCCCCUGGUGUUCCUGGAGCAGGCCCUGAUCCAGUACGCCCUCCAGAGCCUCCGCGCCAAGGGCUACACUCCCGUCUACACCCCCUUCUUCAUGCGGAAGGAGGUAAUGCAGGAGGUGGCCCAGCUCAGCCAGUUCGACGAGGAGCUCUACAAGGUGAUCGGCAAAGGCAGCGAGAAAGCCGACGACAGCUCCAUCGACGAGAAGUACCUGAUCGCCACCUCGGAGCAGCCCAUCGCCGCCCUGCACCGGGACGAGUGGCUGAAGCCGGAGGAUCUGCCCAUCAAAUACGCGGGGCUGUCAACCUGCUUCCGCCAGGAGGUUGGCUCGCACGGCCGCGACACCCGCGGCAUCUUCCGCGUCCACCAGUUCGAGAAGAUCGAGCAGUUUGUCUACGCCUCGCCCCACGACAACAAGUCGUGGGAGAUGUUUGAGGAGAUGAUGGCCACGGCCGAGGAGUUCUACCAGUCCCUGGGCAUCCCCUACCACAUCGUCAACAUCGUCUCGGGUUCCCUCAACCACGCUGCCAGUAAGAAGCUGGACCUGGAGGCCUGGUUCCCUGGUUCCGGCGCUUUCCGCGAGCUCGUGUCCUGCUCCAACUGCACCGACUACCAGGCGCGCCGCCUGCGCAUCCGCUACGGGCAGACCAAGAAGAUGAUGGACAAGGUGGAGUUCGUGCACAUGCUGAACGCCACGAUGUGUGCCACCACCCGCACCAUCUGCGCCAUCCUGGAGAACUACCAGACGGAGCAGGGCAUCCGCGUCCCGGAGAAGCUCCGAGACUUCAUGCCCCCAGGUAGUGCCCGGCGCCUUCCCUUUCCCUUUUUCCCUUUUUCCCUUUUUCCCUUUUUCCCUUUUUCCC
Molecule: messenger RNA, 1457 nt
Organism: Gavia stellata (red-throated loon)
Lineage: Eukaryota; Metazoa; Chordata; Aves; Gaviiformes; Gaviidae
Gene: SARS1
Product: seryl-tRNA synthetase 1
Biological process (GO): seryl-tRNA aminoacylation
Cellular component (GO): cytosol
Molecular function (GO): serine-tRNA ligase activity; tRNA binding; ATP binding
Source: RefSeq, a predicted model, not a curated record